AUGUCUCAAGCCGGCAAAGAUGGCACUUUCCAUCCCGUUCCUGAGGCUCAAGCCCAGAAUCUCCCAGGAACCGAGAAGGCUAUGAACCCCACCAGCGAAUCUACAAAGCUAGAAGGCAAGAAUGAAUUCCACGAGUAUCGCGGUGCCAACAAGCUCGAGAAUGCCAAAACUUUCAUCACCGGCGGAGACUCUGGAAUCGGCCGCGCAGUUGCUGUCCUUUUCGCCCGCGAAGGCGCAGACGUGACAAUCGUUUACCUCCCGGAGGAGCAGGAAGACGCCGAAGACACCAAGCGAAUGGUCGAGAAGGAAGGUCGCAAGUGUCUCUUGGUUCCCGGCAAUCUCAUGGACAAUGACACGUGCAAGAACGCUGUUCAGAAGCAUGUUGAUGAGUACGGGAAGAUUGACGUACUGGUCAACAACGCUGCCAAGCAGAUCAUGUGCGAGGACUUCAAGGAUAUCGAUUUGGAGAAUGUUGAGAGUACUUUCCGAAGCAACAUCCUUCAGAUCUUUGCUAUAACCAAAUAUGCUCUUCAUCAUAUGGAGGCUGGUGGCUCCAUCAUCAACUCAACUUCCGUCGUUGCAUUCCGCGGCACCGCUGCCAUGAUCGACUACGCUUCCACAAAGGGCGCCAUCGUGGCAUUCACACGAUCACUAUCCAAGCAGCUCGUCAAGAAGGGUAUCAGGGUCAACGCUGUUGCUCCCGGACCGGUACACACGCCUCUUCAGCCAGCGUCUCGGCCAGCUGAUCAGAUGGAGGGAUUCGGAAAACAGUCUCAGUUGGGCCGUGUCGGACAACCCAGUGAAAUCGCGACGAGCUUUGUGUUCCUGGCUUCCAAGGAUGCUACGCUCUUCCACGGACAGAUUCUUCACGCGUAUCCUCUUGGAGACUAG
This is a messenger RNA of Fusarium poae, 891 nucleotides long. RefSeq lists its product as uncharacterized. Gene Ontology annotation, molecular function: oxidoreductase activity. Lineage: Eukaryota; Fungi; Ascomycota; Sordariomycetes; Hypocreales; Nectriaceae. The transcript is spliced from 4 exons. Bases 1 to 891 code for a protein of 296 amino acids. The record is from RefSeq and is a predicted model, not a curated record.